This is a messenger RNA of Pleuronectes platessa (European plaice), 4381 nucleotides long. RefSeq names its product ST3 beta-galactoside alpha-2,3-sialyltransferase 3b (gene st3gal3b). The transcript has 14 exons. Gene Ontology annotation, molecular function: sialyltransferase activity. Lineage: Eukaryota; Metazoa; Chordata; Actinopteri; Pleuronectiformes; Pleuronectidae. The record is from RefSeq and is a predicted model, not a curated record. The coding region runs from base 441 to 1616 and encodes 391 amino acids.
GAUACUAGAGUCUAUACACAGGACGGCAAGUGCUCAAUGGAUUAAAGACGUGCUGCCAUAUUUUUUAUAAGUGCUUUGAUAUGGAAGAUACUGUUUCAAUUAGACUCAAUGAGAGUCAAAUACUAAUAUAUGCAAACCCCGCAUACGAAAGGGAUGUUAACAGCUGACUAGCAGAGAGGAGGAACACCACGUGAGGCCGUGUGUGUAGCUGCUGAGGCAGGGGGAGAAACUCGCACUCAGUCGGGCUCUGCUACUUCCACGGAUCUUUUUUCCUUUUUUUUCUGAACCAAGAUGGCUUGGAGAGUGGGGAGCACACGGUUGUGUUAUCGACGAGUCCGUGGUUUGAACUGAGGCUUCUGCUGCUGCCGUCUCUGACCCGAGGACUCAGGGGAGAAGACAAGGUGAUGACCUGGAUGGUGCGAUGUGAAUGACUGAAGACCAUGAAGCCCACACACAAGGUGCUGUUCAUCCUGUGCCCCAUGCUGGUCCUGGGCUUUAUUUACUACUCUUCUGGGAAGCUACAUCUACACGUGUGGGGCCAGAAGCCUCACUAUGAUGCAGAAGAGACAACUGUAGUCCUGACUAAAGGGGCUGAAGUGAAAAGAAUUACAGAGGUGGAACCAGACAUCAGCGUGGGACGAAUAGUAGGCUCAGUGUAUGAUAAGCAGGGCUUUCUGCUGCAGCUGGACACAAAAUUGCCGCUGGAGUUGGCGUACAAGUAUGGUAACCUCAGCGAAGGAGUGUGCAAGCCAGGAUACGCAGCAGCCAAGAUGACCACCAUCUAUCCUAAGUUCAUGAAACCAGCGCCCAUGUUUCUUGAUCGGAACUUCAAACGUCUUGCAAAAGUUGGCAGUUACUUACCCCCAUUUGGCUUUAAAACACAAGAGAGAAUCAUAGACAGCAUUUUAACUAUCACGAAAAAUUAUGGACUUGGAGAGGAGCUGGACAGUCUCAGCUGUAAAAGAUGCAUCAUUGUGGGUAAUGGGGGCAUCCUGUCCAAUAAGUCUUUGGGCUCCCGAAUCGAUGACUAUGAUGUCGUAGUGAGGUUGAAUGAGGCACCAGUUAGUGGUUACGGCAAAGACGUUGGAACCAAAACCACCGUCAGGAUUACCUAUCCCGAGGGAGCAAUCCAGAAACCUGAAAACUAUGAAAAAGACUCACUUUUUGUUUUUUCUGCUUUCAAACCACUGGACUUCAAGUGGCUCAGACAGAUGGUCUUCAAGGAGAAACUGAGGGGCACAGAGGGUUUCUGGAAGUCGGUGGCUCACUAUGUACCUCGAGAGGCGUCCGAGAUUAGAAUCCUGAACCCCUACUUCAUCCAGGAAGCUGCCUUCCAGUUCAUUGGCCUGCCCUUCAACAAUGGCAUCAUGGGCAAAGGGAACAUUCCAACUCUAGGAACAGUGGCUAUAACGAUGGCACUGCAUAACUGUGAUGAGGUGGCCGUGGCCGGUUUCGGCUAUGACAUGAACACGCCCCAUGCACCUCUCCACUACUACGAGACUGUCAAGAUGUCUGCCAUUAAAGAGUCAUGGACACACAACAUAUCCAAGGAGAAAGACUUCCUUCGCAAACUGGUUAAGGCCAACGUCGUCACAGACCUGACCAAUGGUAUCUGAGUUUACAACCCUCCUACAGUCUCCCUCGACCUUUCCCAAAGGACUUUCAGAUCAGGAAGCUGGGAAAAGGAUCAACCCAGGGAGAGAGAAAACAACCCGUAUUUGGGUGGCCUGCACACUGCCGGGGUUUUUAUAUCAAAGGAGAAUAUUAUAAAAUCAAAAGAUACAGGAGGGUUUCUGUGGAGAGAUGCACACAUGUGCCUUCUGAACCAAAGACUCCUGCUGAUUGAAGCGGGGGUGGCGAGGGGUCCCGGGGAGGACUGGAUCUGCCUUGUUCCUGUCUCACCAUAAGACAGCCGCAGAGAAGCUCCACCGGCCCCCGCGCUCCAACGUUUACCACUUCACAUCACUUAAUUCACUAGUAAGAGCGGAGGUGACAUGUUGACAAAGCAGAUGUCAGAAGUUCAGCUUGACUUACUGGCUAAUUUGACGAAGGGACUGAGGAGAAAGGAAUGAAAAAGAGGACUGUGACGGAGAUGGGUUGAGUAUUAGCAGUGCCAAAUGUACCUCGUACAGGGGAGAGGUCGUUCUACUCUCCUUGUUGCCGCCUGAAUGUAUUCACUUUCCUCAGUGUAAAUAUCAAAGAUUUGUACUGUGCUUUUUAAUGAGCUGCAGCAGCCCCCCGCCCCACAUCUGCCAUUUGUCCAUUCAACCAUUCAUUCAUUCACCUUCUUGCCAACAGCAGAUAAAUCAGUGAGGGGCACCUGCCACACAGACUGGUGUCACUUUGACUCAUUGACAUAGUGUUAAAUUAAUGUACAGACUUGAGUUCCUGAAGUGUUUUCUGUAGAGAGAUUGUGUUCGUGACUCAAUAACCAGGUGCUUGUUCAGUUGACUCCGCACAGAGCCGCUCUGUGUGGCUCCCUGAGGUCUCAUGUGGCCGCUUGGUUUAGAUGUGAGGUUAAAAGUAGGAAUAACGGAGAUAUAUCACUUGAAAGUAUUCAAUUAAUAAACCAUUUGCUUCAUCUUUAUUUAGAUCUGAGCUUUUAUAGUGUUUUUCACUACAAUUGAUAGGACUAAUGCAUGUGUUAAUUAUUUUACUCAUAAUUAUUUAAAGGCAGCCAGCUCUGGCAGGUGAGCCAUGAAGUCAAUUUGGCCACUGCAUCUCUCUUCUCCUCCUCUUUCUGUUCAUUAACGCCACGGUACUGUCCCCAUCACUUCAUCAGCUGCGAGGCUUCGAGCCUCAGCGGAGACGUGCAGCACGGUAACGUACGUUGUGUCCCGGUCGAGGAGGACCCCUCUCCCAAACCUCCUGUUGCUGCAGACUGUUUUUGUUCUUCAGUAAAUGGUGAAAUCUUGGAUUGUAGAAUAUAAAAAAUAUAUAUAUCUCUUGUUUUUAGGGUUAAUUUUGAUAAUUUAUUUUGUUACAAAGUCCCAAUGUGUGUUGGUCACAGGCAGGCCUGCUUUCCAUUGAUUUUGUUCAGAAAUAACUCAAGAGGUUUGAAUUUGUGUUUUUGAUUUCACCACCAUGCGCUUCCUCUGACUGCAUCUUAAAGGUUUUGUGGCAAAAGCUGUGUUGUGAUUAAAUCCACAGAUUUGAAUCAGUUUUUUUAUUGGUUCAGUGUUAGAUGUCCACAGCUCUUUGUCUGUCUGACGUUCAGCUCACGUUAAUAUAGUUCUUUACAUUUUCAUGAAUGAGGUCAUAAUAGCCGAGCUUGAGCGCAAACCUCAUUGUGUCCUGAUCAGGCUUUUCAGUAUUUAUUAAUUGCAUUUACACACAGAAAACAUUCAGUAUUACACAAACAUUUAGUUAUUUCCUUCAAAAAGUGUGAGAAUCACAUUUUAUCAUAUGGAUCAGAAAGUCAGCUUUACACGGUGAUGUUGCAUUUUCUCAUUCUGGUCAAAUUUGGAGUCAAAGAGGGUUUUGAUCUUCUUUUUUGUUCUGUUUCUACUUUGCCUUUGGAAGUGCAUAUUUACUGUACAUCGUACUCACACAGGUUCGCUUCCAAUACUGUCAAUCAGAAAGCUGCUGUUGGUACAUCUGUUGCAUUGCUCCAUCACGUCUUCCUUUACUUGAUUGCGUUUCCACAAACACUGCUGGGACCGUUGAGCCGCGUGUCCGACCCAGUCCCUGCAGAACAGUUCCCACGGGGUUUGAAGGAAUGGAUCAUUAUUUUUGGAAAACUAGACCCUGUUUGGGAUUAUUCCUUUUGUGUGUGUGUGUGGGUGUUUUGGAGCGUAACAGUACAGCUGACCAUUGCACUAUCACGAGGCGCUCUCAGUGCCUUACACCUCAUCACCUGGAAACUGUAGCGAGUCUGAGGCAAGAAAAGUAACCGCAGCUGAUAGGGUAUCAGCUCCAGGUCAGGACGGGUCACUUCUCAUAUCUCAUGUGGGACCAGUCCAUUUCAUAUCUGUACUAUAUUAAUACUGGUGGUUCUGUGUGUUUAAGCCCAUAAUCGAAGCAUACAGGAACCAAGCCACCUGUAUGCUCUUUGAAGCUUUGAGACUAAGCAGAUCCUUGUUUUUUUUUUUUUUUUGUAUUAUUCUUGCAGUAGGUUUUGAAAUUUUAAAUGAAUGCUGGAGGAGUUCAAAUAGAUUGGACCCGAAUCGCCUCUUCUAAUAAUCUGUUCAUAAUAAAGCAGAAUGUAUUAGCUCAUCGUAUUUAUAUACUUUUGAUUGUCCUUAAUUUCAUUUUACAUUUCACCAUCAGUGGGGAAAGUCAGUGAUCAAAAGUAUUACUGUUUGUUUUUAUAUAUAUAAACAUAAAUAUAUAUAUAUAUGGCUUUCUGCAUCUUCAACUCAAUAAAUACGUUUGUAAUGGA